This is a messenger RNA of Pogona vitticeps (central bearded dragon), 2406 nucleotides long. Lineage: Eukaryota; Metazoa; Chordata; Lepidosauria; Squamata; Agamidae. The record is from RefSeq and is a predicted model, not a curated record.
AUCUCAAAAAUUAUGCCAUGUCUUUAACAAGUUCAAAGCUAAGCCAGGCUUUAUAAUGGAAUGUGUGUAUGCAUAAAAAGCAGUUUUCUGCUGCCUCUUUAUGUGAUUAGAUAAAUAAUACUACAUUUUUCUUUCUGUGGUGGGGGUGAUAAUUUAAUCUGUUGCAGCUGAAAAUACAGCCAAGGAAUCUUGUGGAUCUUAAAGAUUCAUGUUUUAUUUGGCAUAAACUUUCAUAUACUGUGGUCUGCUUCUUCAGGGACAUACAGCAGAGAAUCAUUUCUACAAUCAUGAGAAUUCUAGGGGUAUGAAAUGUAAUAACCCUCAUACAACUUACCUCUUCCCAUAAAUAUAAAGAUCAAAGAGAAAAAAAGUGGUUCAGGAUAGAUUAUCUUCCCUUUCUUUUUGAAGCUGAGAGGGGGCAGAGCAGAGAAAAGCCAACUUUAAGGUGGAGUAAAAAGAAAACUUGGUCCUUUCUCUCUCCCCUCUUCCUAGAAAUAAGUAACAUGGCUGUGCAGCAGCUUUGAGUCAACCUCAGCUGCUUCUGUUAUAUUCAGGAGGUGCCAAUAGGAAAAAAGAAAAAGACUUUUGAAGCUGCUGUGUCAGCCUGGCUUUAAUAGGCAAGUGGGAAUAUCUGUUGACUGUGACAGCUGCAGUGGGUUCUCACCCAUCACUGCCUGUACUGCUGCUAAGAAGGGGAGAAUAGCCCAGUGGUAAUGAAUGUGCUUCAUAUACCAAGUUCAGUCCUUGAAAUUUCUUAUUAAAAGGAUCUCUGAUAGAAGUUGCUGAUGGAGACCGUGCCUGAGGCCAUGAAGACCAGCUGGCAGAUUUCCAUUUGCCAAGAGCUUACCAGCGUCGAGGUGAUCACAUUUAGUGCAAAUAAUAUCUCUGACUUGGAGCCAAUAAACGAGUGCCAGAACUUAACUGAGCUCUAUCUCAGGAGAAACAGUAUUUCAAGCCUCUGUCAACUGUUCCACCUGAAAAAACUUCCUCGAUUGAAAAUCCUCUGGCUGUCGGAGAAUCCCUGCUGUGGUCCUGAUCCUCAUCGCUACCGAAUGACAGUGCUGCGCAACCUCCCUAACCUCCAAAAGCUUGAUAAUCAGAUGGUGACAGAGGAAGAACUGUCCCGUGCAUUAGUGGAAGGAGAGGAGAUAGUAGCACCCCCGGACAAAUCAGACAUAGACGAUUGCUGCCAGAACUCCACCAUUGAAUCCAGUGUGACAGAGUCCACAGUGGAGAAUGAAAAUGACCUCAUGAAGUUCAGCUUGGAAGAGACAAAUAAAAUCCGUGAACAGCUUGGUAUGAAGCCUGUUGUUCCAAGAGAUAAGUUUUCCUCCUUCUCACCCAGGGAGAUGGAAGGGAACCGAAAGAAGCGGAACAACAUCCUCAAUGCCAUCCUGCUACUCCUAGAAGAGUUGGACUCAGAUGGACUAGAAGUUGUUCAUCAAACAGUUGGGUUCAAACUCCAAGCCUUGCAGAAGAAAGAACUCCACGAGGACCGGUAGCAUUUCUCAAGCAGAUGUGUUGUGGAUCAGUGGAACUUGUAUCAUCAAAAGAUACCUGCACCUUCAUCAUGCUGCUGGGCUUUGCGGAAUAUGCAGCUAAGCACAAGAAGAAACUAUACAACCCUUGUGCUCUAUGCAUGAGGACUCUAUUCUGUGACAAGCAUUCAUCUGCAAUUGCAACUGCUAACAUGCACUCCACAAAGGCCCACAAUAGAGUAUAAGCAAACAUGCACAGAACUACAGGAGAUUGUUGUCCCUGGGAAAAAUCGUUUCUGGCCCUACUUCGUGCUAGUGUCUCCCAGCUGGAAGGAUCAUUCUUAAGCCUUGCUUCAGAUGGGAUGUGAUUGGAUUAAGGCUGCAUCUUGUUAGCAUGAUCUCCUUCCCUUUUCUCUAAUAUUGGAGCAAGAGUAGAGUUCAUGCUGCCUUCCUCCUACACUAUGGAGACCUUGACCUGAAUGUCAGAAUUUUGUUUAAAAAAAAGCUGAGAGGUUUAAACAAAAAUCACUGGACUUUUAAAUUUAAUGGUGAGCAUCUAACCUACUUUCUUUCACACAUAAGUUUUUGGACUUGAUUAAAAAUGUCAUCUGCAGUCAAAACGUUGGGUUUGUUUGAAUUUGUUUUAUUUGAACAGUAUUCUGUUUUGCAGUCUUGGUUUCCUCCCUGAAUUUUUACAGUCAAGUGCCCUCUUUGUCCUUGCAGCAGCCUCAGAAACAUGUACCGUUGUCUAACUGAAUGCAACGGGGUAAGUAAGUUGAUAUUUUAUGGUUUAGAAGUAGUAUUAAAGUUGCUAUCCAAUAAUAGCAGAGAGAUUUGAUAUCAUUAGUCCCGUUAUAUGUUUUCUUUCAAGGCAUUCUGGAAAUUGAUAGUGUUCAGCAACCCAUAAGCAGUGUAUUCUCUCUUGUAA